This is a messenger RNA of Plenodomus lingam JN3, 375 nucleotides long. The record is from RefSeq and is a predicted model, not a curated record. Lineage: Eukaryota; Fungi; Ascomycota; Dothideomycetes; Pleosporales; Leptosphaeriaceae.
AUGUAUCGGCUGGGUGAUCAAGAUAUCGUCGUUUGUCGCCUGCUGCUGGGCCUGUUUGAAGCGGGUUUCUUUCCGGGCUGUGUAUAUCUCAUCUCGUGCUGGUAUACGCGGUUUGAAGUCCAGAAACGACUUGUGGCUUUCUACAGCAUCAACAUCUUGGCCAACGGCUUUGGCUCGAUUCUGGCGUACGGAUGCAUGACGCUCAGCGGUAAGAAUGGGUGGCUCGGUUGGCGAUGGAUCUUCAUCAUCAACGGCGCAAUGACCAUGUUCCUCGCCGUCCUGGGCCGUCUCUUAAUUGUCGACUUCCCAGACAAAUCAAGGCCAUUCAAGACAAGCUGGAACGCGAUCGUCACGAUUGCGAGUACGACAAGCUGA